Sinocyclocheilus rhinocerous is the source of this 2382-nucleotide messenger RNA. RefSeq names its product la-related protein 4B-like. The record is from RefSeq and is a predicted model, not a curated record. Gene Ontology annotation, cellular component: cytoplasmic stress granule; cytosol. Gene Ontology annotation, molecular function: mRNA 3'-UTR binding. The transcript is spliced from 16 exons. Gene Ontology annotation, biological process: positive regulation of translation. NCBI's taxonomy places the organism in Eukaryota, Metazoa, Chordata, Actinopteri, Cypriniformes, Cyprinidae. The annotation marks the transcript as partial.
GGGAGUUCGUGGUGCGCUUUUGGCCGAGAGAGUGAAGCUUAACUCCGGACACAAAUACACGGGGAGGGAAGAGGCGUGUGGCUCCGUUCCUUAUCAUAUCCCAGUUUAACUAGUACGUACGGUUAUAGUUAGUCGCAUUUCUCCCACUGAGACUCAAGCCGUUUUAAAGAAUAACACGCAUUCAAUCUCGUGUUGUCACCAUCUCGACAACAAACGUUAGCCAGUCACUUAAACAUCACCAAACAGACCUUUAAAGUUCACUAUCAGGCCUGAUACCGAGGAGCUGGUGGUACUUGGAGGCUGUUGACGGUUUUGUGGUGGUUUGAAAGUUUCCUGCAAGGAUUUCUGGAUUUGUUUUCUAAGUUUUGUUCGUGGAAGUCAGACGUUCGGGCCGCAAACAGUCUCCCGUGCGCGGAGAGCAGAAACAGUUCCCUGGUGGUCUGGAGAGCUCUGCGUUCGGAGCUAGAACCUGGACAUCUCAUGACUUCAGACCAGGAAGGAAAAACUAUCGUGGAGCCACAGGUGCAGCAGUCACAGGAAGCAAAGGAGAAAGAGAUAACCCUUUUGGAAUCCUCCAAGAUCUCAGACCUUAAUCCCAAUGCAAAGGCAUGGGCCAAUUACAUGCCUAAACCGGAGGCCUCUGCUCCAACCUGCCCAGAUUCUCAGCAGUCAUGGGUAGAAGCGGCCAAUGACCCUUCAAACUGCAUCUCACGAGGUUAUAACAACAGUGAAGGCAAAGGGAACUGGAAUGAGGAACAGCAGGUAUCUACAUCUAUAGAGCUGCCCUUUGCAGCACAGCCAGAAUCAGUGUACAUGGGAAGCUCAGCCAGUGAGAAGGGCAUUGUGUCAAACCAGGAUACCAGUAUGAAAGGGGUGGAUGAUUCAGACUCCUCCAUACAGCUUGAAGACCUUCGGGAACAGUUGAAGGCAACACUGGAAUUCUGCCUCUCUAGGGAGAAUCUAGCCAAUGACAUGUACCUCAUCUCGCAAAUGGACAGUGACCAGUAUGUGCCAAUAGUGACUUUGGCAAACCUUGAUCAAAUCAAGAAACUCACCACUGAUGUGGAUCUCAUUGCAGACAUCUUAAAAAAGCUGCCUCUUGUCCAAGUGGACAAAUGUGGAGAGAAAGUGCGGCCCAAUCAGAACCGCUGCAUUGUAAUUCUCCGAGAGGUUCCCGAGGCCACUCCUCUGGAGGAAGUUGAAGCGCUCUUUAAGAGCGAUAACUUGCCCAAAUUCAUCAAUUGUGAGUUUGCCUACAAUGACAACUGGUUCAUCACCUUUGAAUCUGAGGCAGAUGCUCAGCUGGCAUAUCAGUAUCUCAGAGAAGAGGUGAAAACUUUUCAAGGGAAGCCAAUAAAGGCUAGAAUAAAGGCCAAGGCCAUUGCCGUCAAUACUUUUGUGCCAAAGAAUGGAUAUCGACCAGCGGAUGUGUCCUCAAAUGUCCAACAGCGCUACACCCCUUACUACAUCCCACCUAUGUAUGGAGCACAGCAACAGUUUCCUCUUUACAGACUGGUGACGCCUCAGGGCUGGUCCGCUACACAGAGCUACCUGGACCCGACUCUGGUUACUCCAUUUUCCAGCCCUGCGUUUAUUAACGGCUUUGCUGGUUCUCCGACAUUUAAAUCAGCAACAUCUCCACUAACUGUCAGACAAUAUGUACCUCGAAUCAGGAACCACAACAAAACACACAUUCGACUCACAACAGAACGUGGAACCACUCUGCUGGAAAACCCUGCUGUUUUCUCUACUUUCCCUUCGGAGAGAGUCCCCAAUGGGACACGUCCUCCACAGGCUCAUUACCUGGGUAGCCGACCUCGACUACCGAGCGGCCCAGGCUAUCCGCGCCGGGACCAGGUUGGAAAUGGACGAAUGGAAGUAAACGGGGCCGAUUACUCUCUGAACGCAGGCCGUGGAAGAAGGGGCGGCUAUGGAUGCAGGAAAAGGAGAGAUGACAACAAGUUUCCAAGAGCAGCAACACAGUCACCUCCUCCUGUUCAAGAGCGCAAUCCGUCCCCCAGCUUUGAGCUGGGCCUGUCCAGCUUCCCUCCUCUACCUGGAGCCGCAGGAAAUCUAAAGCCUGAAGUAAAAACUGAAAACAGCCUUGACAACCGACUGUCUGACGUUGUCACCGGAGCAGUUAAAGACAAGCCUCUAAAUAAGGAUGUGGUCACCAGCCGUGUGAUCUCAGGGACCCCCAAAGAAUCUGUGCAGGCUGCUCCUGCUCCUGCUGCUCAGACCCCAGUGGACCACCAACACUCACCCUCUCCAGCUCUUACAAACCUGACAACUGUAGAAAAACCUAAAGAGACACAGACACCUGCAGAGAAAUGCUCAGAGACACAAGCUGCUAAAACCGCACCACUGAGCAAUCCAAUAACG